AUGUUGUCUGCUGCAAUCUUUUUGGCUGGACUUGCCUGUGUUUUCGCUGAGGGAUACGGAUCCCGAUGCUACGACUGCAACUACGCCCCAUCUGGUUACACCAAGCAGGUGAACUACUGGACCAGAGUAUCCUCCAAUGCAGGAUACGCUGGAUGUGCCCUUGCCAAAUAUGGAGAUGCUGAGUCCCUCGACAAAUGGAGCUGCGCAUCUGGAGAGUGCUUCAUCCGUAAAGACCCCAAUGGUCUCGUGUACCGUGGCUGCGCCAACAAGGAGAACCUUCCCCUUGGAGUAUCUACCUACAAACAGUGCGCCAAUCAGGCUGGUUCUCUCUGGUAUUUCUGCAAGGGAGAUCUCUGCAACAGCAAGCAACUUGGAGACUAUGGAGUCUGUGGAUACAAACCUGCUUACUAUGAUACCUACAAGAGUCCCUGUGAUGGCAAAUGCUACAACAACCCCAGCGGUCUUUUCGCUGACAAAUACAACAAGAAUGGUUUCAUCCAGUGUGGAUGUGACUACAAAUAUGGCAAAGCCUGUAUCUGCUGCAAGCCUUUCUUCAUGAAGUGCCCAUACGGAACUGCCUUUGAUGACUACACCAAGGUAUGCAGCAAGGCUGCUUAUAACCCACACUACGCCCCUGCCCCAUACAAGCCUGAACCAACCUAUGAGGCUGAACCAACAUAUGAGGCUGAACCUGUCUAUGAGGCUGAACCUGUCUACGAGGCUGAACCCACUUAUGAGGCCGAGCCAGUCUACCAUGCCCCAUCAUACGGAUAUGGAUAUAGAUACCAAGCCCCAUCAUACAGAUACAACAACGUCUAUUAACUGUUAAACAAAUAUAAAUUUUUGCAAUUUUUGUGCAAUAUUACAGUUAUAUGUUGUUAAUAAAUGCUUACAAUUAAAUUAGAAAUGUAUUUUGUGCUUUCGAUCUCAAAUUAUGGAAGACAUUCGUAGAUUAUCAAGACAUUCAUACAUGGUAGAAAAUAUUGAAAGUUGGUGAACACAAACCUUUAAAUAAACAGUUUAAAAGGGAACCUGUUUUAG
Owenia fusiformis is the source of this 1041-nucleotide messenger RNA. NCBI's taxonomy places the organism in Eukaryota, Metazoa, Annelida, Polychaeta, Sabellida, Oweniidae. The record is from the annotation of a GenBank genome assembly.